AUGACGACCGAAAUGAACAUGAAAAAAUUAGGAUAUGGGCCGCUAUCUGUGCAUUUAGAAAAUGAGCAAAGGGUGUAUUUUACAGCAGAGAACGUAAGUCAAAGAGCUGCUCAGCCACCAUCUACUACAUUAACAUCUACUACAUUUGAGAUAUGUCAAAACGAUAAUUUUGCACAAACACUGCUAUAUUCUGAAAUGCCAAAAUACUAUACUUGGAAUAAAUCUUCAAAGAGAUUUAUACGACGGAAAAAAGAAAAACCAGUACCAGGAUACCCAGAUGUAUAUUCCACCGAUGCGAUUGGUCGAAUUUAUUCAGUACAUCCAAGCAAUAAUGAAUGUUUUUAUUUACGACUGCUAUUAGUCAAUGUACGUGGCCCAACAUUAUUCCAACAUUUACGAAAUGUUGAUGGUGAAUUGUGUGGAUCCUACAGAGAAGCCUGUCAACGUUUACAAUUGCUAGGAAAUGACGCUCCUUGGGAUCAAACUCUCAGUGAUGCUGUAAUAUCUUCACACGCUCAUCAAAUACGAACAUUGUUUUCUAUAAUCAUAUUCACAUGCUUUCCAUCAAACCCAAUUGAUUUGUGUAUCAAGUACAAAGAUAACAUGUGUGAUGAUAUUUUGUAUCAAAUACGCAAUAGAAUGGGAAGUCCAAAUAUGCAAAUCAAGUUGCACAGAGAAAAACUGUAUGAUCUCAACAAUUUGAAAGAAUUAAUCGAAACAAAUCUUCCACUGUUGAAUGAACAACAGAGGUAUGUAUUUGAUACUCUUAUGAAAGUAACAAAUGAUGGAACUGGGGGGAUUUACUUCUUAGACGCACCUGGUGGUACAGGAAAAACUUUGAUUUCAUUAAUAUUAGCAACAAUUUGCUCACAAAAUAAAUUUGCACUUGCACUCGCUUUAUCGGGAAUCGCAACUUUGCUCGAAGGUGGUCGAACAGCCCAUUCAGCACUAAAAUUGCCAUUAAAUAUGCAAAGCAAUGAAACUCCAACUUGCAACAUCUCGAAGAACUCUGUAAUGGCUAAGGUUUUGCAGCAAUGUCAAUUGACCGUUUGGGAUGAAUGCACGAUGGCACAUAAAAAAUAUUUGGAGGCUUUAGACAAAACCUUAAAAGAUCUACGCAGCAAUCACCGAUUUGGUGGUGCAAUGAUUUUAUUAGCAGGAGAUUUUCGUCAAACAUUGCCAGGGAUUCCACGAUCAACGCCAGCUGAUGAACUCAACGCAUACCUAAAGUCAUCCAAUCUGUGGAAAUAUGUCAAAGUACUUCACUUAAGCAAGAAUAUGCGUGUUGAGUUGCAAAUAAGCCAAUAUGAAAAACAUAUUCUCUAA
This is a messenger RNA of Ctenocephalides felis (cat flea), 1326 nucleotides long. RefSeq lists its product as uncharacterized. The transcript has 3 exons. The record is from RefSeq and is a predicted model, not a curated record. Gene Ontology annotation, biological process: telomere maintenance; DNA repair. NCBI's taxonomy places the organism in Eukaryota, Metazoa, Arthropoda, Insecta, Siphonaptera, Pulicidae. Gene Ontology annotation, molecular function: DNA helicase activity. Bases 1 to 1326 code for a protein of 441 amino acids.